This is a messenger RNA of Aaosphaeria arxii CBS 175.79, 877 nucleotides long. RefSeq names its product histone-fold-containing protein. Bases 156 to 563 code for a protein of 135 amino acids. NCBI's taxonomy places the organism in Eukaryota, Fungi, Ascomycota, Dothideomycetes, Pleosporales. Gene Ontology annotation, biological process: nucleosome assembly. The transcript has 6 exons. The record is from RefSeq and is a predicted model, not a curated record. Gene Ontology annotation, molecular function: DNA binding; protein heterodimerization activity; structural constituent of chromatin.
CGAACUUCCCCCACACUCUCCUCGGCACCCACUUACCGUCGAGCUAAUCGAACCCUCGAACCGCAUUCUAUCGACCAUCCCAACCCGACCCUCCACAUAUACCGACCACCACCGCCACCAAAAGCAUAAUUUACCUCCACCACCAGCAAGCUACAAUGUCUAGGUUCAGUGGGGUCCAGCGAUUCGAUCCGUCGCCGCUGUCAGGUCCCUCGAGCCGAAGCGUCCCCAACAGCAGUGCACCUGUGGCAUCCCGAGCCACUCACCUUGGCAUCGGUCUAGGAGGCAAAGGACUCGGCAAGACGGGACUUCGUCGACACCAAAAGAUUCAGCGAGAUACUAUCCGCGGCGUCACGAAUGGCGACAUCCGUCGACUUGCCCGUCGUGGUGGCGUCAAGCGUAUCUCCAAGAUCGUCUACGACGAUAUCCGUCACGAGUUGAAAUCCUAUCUGCAGCGUCUCCUCAAAGAUGUAGUCGCCAUGGUUGAACAUGGCGGCAGGAAGACUGUCUCGGUCCAGGAUGUCGUCUUUUGUCUCAACCGGAUUGGACGCACUAUCUACCUUUGAUAUGGUGCACUUCAAUAGUGAGUGGUGCUCAUUAACAGUGAGUGUGCUUAUCGACAGCGAUUGGUGUUCAUCGAGUGUGAGUGGUAAUCAUCUCGUGGCGUUUGGCGUACGUCCAUUGCGUAUACAGAUAUCAUGACAGCGUACAUAUUGCGUUCGUUCACUAGUUUGUGCGACCCAGGUCAUCGAUUUUAGCGGGAUAUGGGGCAGUUCGGACUGGAUGCAUAAUGACCCAUGGUUGGAUUUUGGUGACUAUUGAGAUACCCUUUGCGCAGAAUUCGGUCCAACCGUAUAUAGGACACGUCCAGGAGUAGCGG